AAAGAGGAACCGUAGUAAAAUUACACGUAAAUAAGAGAAAAAGAGAAAUUUUUCCAGAUGGAAUAGAAUGAGAACUACCCUUCGAAUGUUUGCAUGAAUUCUCGUUAAAAGAACUGGUUUCCAAGUCUAAGGUCAGUAGGAAAGUAGUAAAAAAGGGAAACUCAAUCUGCGGUAUUUUAUUCCAUUAUAAUAGAGAUGGCUCGUCUAAAAUUUAUUCAUAAUGAAACUUCUAAUAGUCUCUAGAAGUCAAUUCAUCUUCAGGAAACCAAAUGCUCCCAGCAGCAAGUCUUAAAGUGCAGGGAGAGAAACCGAAAUAUUGACUAAUUUCUCAUAUAUUCUCUGCAUUUCUUUUAUUUUUUCCUGGUUUUUAACAGAAAGCUGUUCAAUGUCAUGGUAUAGACUGUAGGAGGAGAACACGAAUUGAUGAAGACCUAGAGGUAGGAAGGGAGCGAGCUCCUUUCUACAACUAUAAACAUGCGUUUCAUAAAAUAUCUUUGAGAUUUUCAACGGAAUGUCAUUUUCCUCGUGAGGACCUGUGAGCGAAGGUAGACAUGAGAGACCUGACCUGUCGUUAGCGAUUUCCCCAGUCAGCCAAAAUGACGGAUUAUAUUAAGGAAAAAGCGAUUGCAGCUGAUUUUUCCUCAGUAACAUUUCGAUUUGAUGAUUAUUUAGCCCGAAAUUUCGAGUUUGGCGAAGCGGGAAAGCUUCAUUCACUGCAUGGCCGCGAAUCGGGCUCCAAGAUGGGCAGCGUGGUUUGCAAGCAUUGGCUUCGCGGUCUCUGUAAGAAGGGAGAGCAAUGUGACUUUCUGCAUGAGUAUAAUUUAAAGAAAAUGCCACCGUGCCAUUUUUACGCAGAGAGGGGAUGGUGCUCUAAUGGAGAAGAAUGUCUGUAUCUUCAUUUAGAUCCUAGUAAGCAAGUUGGUGUAUGUGCUUGGUACAACAUGGGUUUUUGCCCAUUAGGUCCCGUCUGCCGUGGAAAACAUGUACGAAAACCAAAAAUAUGUGAACGAUACUUAUCAGGAUUCUGCCCCUCAGGUCCCAAUUGUCCUGAUCCUCAUCCGAAGCAUGUGGAUCCACCUCAUCCUCCUCAGAGACGAAAAGAUUAUUAAUGAGAAAGAUUGGAAUGAAGAGCUUUUUCGUGUGUAUAUUAGCCCUGUUGAUGAUAAUACAAUUUGAUUCCCAUUUGUCCAAAAGGGCUGAAAUAUUAAAUCCUC
This is a messenger RNA of Schizosaccharomyces cryophilus OY26, 1214 nucleotides long. Its product is annotated as zinc finger protein Yth1. The record is from RefSeq and is a predicted model, not a curated record. The transcript is spliced from 3 exons. Gene Ontology annotation, molecular function: RNA binding; metal ion binding. The coding region runs from base 597 to 1109 and encodes 170 amino acids. NCBI's taxonomy places the organism in Eukaryota, Fungi, Ascomycota, Schizosaccharomycetes, Schizosaccharomycetales, Schizosaccharomycetaceae.